AUGUCGCGCCUGUUUUUCUAUAAUCAGAUCAAAGAAGUGAUUAACCGUUUGCCUCCUCAUUAUAAGAAAAGGUAUUUACAGAAUCAGCAUGAGUUGGCCAAUGAAAGAGUGUGCAAUUCAUCACUACGUAAACACGAAACAGGAAUUGCGCUUCCUAGUUCGUAUUUUGAUACUCCUAUGAAAAUUGUCUAUCCUCCUGAGUCUCAAAAAUGCCUAUGGGGUGGUGAGGGUAUUAUUCAGGGCUACUGGGAGAAAAAAACACCGAGGCCAAGAUUUCCCAAGACAUGGAGUCCUGUUCUCAUGGAAAACUUAUUUCAUAGUGAGAUUCUAGACCGUUGGAUGAUUAUAAUAGUAACAGAUAGCGCCCUAAGGCAAAUCGAAAAGGCUAGUGGAUUUGAUUUCUAUAUACUCUCGACUCCAGAAUCAAAACUUAGAAGUAGGCUUGGAAUGCAUUUAAAAAGAGAUAUGUUGGUAACGCUCGCAAAGGCGAAGAUGAAUGGUAAGAUGAAAAAAAGCUGGGAAAAGUAUUCUAAAUUUAUUAUACCUUUGGAAGAAGCUGAGUGGAUUGGUUUAACACUCGAAGAAGCUGUUAAAAAACAAAUGAAAAUGGAACAUGAAAUAUCCAGAAGUCAGCUAAAGCCACUAAAAUUCAGUCUAGCAGAAAAAUUGAUUGAUAGUUUAAGAAACCCUGUCAAAGAUGAGAAAGAUAAGGAUGAAGAAAAUCCGUCCAGCUACUCGUCUCGGAUUUUCAGUUGA
Messenger RNA from Schistosoma curassoni, 756 nucleotides. Lineage: Eukaryota; Metazoa; Platyhelminthes; Trematoda; Strigeidida; Schistosomatidae. The record is from the annotation of a GenBank genome assembly.